This is a messenger RNA of Penicillium maclennaniae, 972 nucleotides long. RefSeq lists its product as uncharacterized. Bases 1 to 972 code for a protein of 323 amino acids. Lineage: Eukaryota; Fungi; Ascomycota; Eurotiomycetes; Eurotiales; Aspergillaceae. The record is from RefSeq and is a predicted model, not a curated record. The transcript has 3 exons.
AUGAGAAAAUUGGGCAACGGGCAGUCUGUCGUCUUUGGCGUUCCAGGGGAGGUCAAAUCCAAUAUCCUGGCCUUGAGUGGCAAGGACAAGAAUUCUGAAAUCAAUGUCUCCGGCGUGCUUCUCUGGGCCAUUUCCGAGACUUGGAUUGACAGCCGACAAAAUAUUUCCCUUCGGGCGGUCCAGGGUACUCGAUUCGAGUGCCAACGGGAAUUGUGCCCGAAUCUGAGGGUGAUUUGGAAGCACUGCCGCAAGUUUGAAGGUCUCGACACUUUGUCCUCCCUUCAAGAGGAACAGGAUCGCGAGCUCGCACCAGAGGUUGAAAGCGAGCGCCAGAUUCAGAGGCCUUCAAGGGCUACACCCGAAACACACCAUAUCUAUUCACAUAUAUCUUCAUUUGUCACCACAGGCAUUCUUGUGAGGCCUUCCGAGGCCUAUGAGCCAGCAUACCUCUCGCUGUGCAAUACCUCCGCCGCCUGCUUUCUGGACGUAUCUCAAUUCCCAUCCAGUCUACUGGCUUCCAACGGCUUUGUUAGGACCAUCAAGACUCCCCCGGGCUCACACUUUGUUGCUGAUGCUUUCCAACGUCCUGUCAGAUGGGUCCUGACAAGUCGAAACCGUGUUGUUGAUGACGGAACACCCCAGUUGCGCAUGAUGAUCAUUAGCCCUUACGAGGCCAAUGAUUUCAUGUUCAAGAUACGAGAAUCACGUACUUACCUAUACACGGUCCCAGACGAUGUUGCCGAAAACGAAAUACCUGAUAUACUCCGUAUGCUGCUCAACCUGUUUUCUAAGCAGCUGUAUCUUGAAUCAUAUUCUGAGUACAAGGACCUUUGUGAAUUUUUGAGAGUGGCAUCUGUGAAAACGCCGCCCGGUCUUGUUGUUGCCGCGGAUGGAUUCAUCAAACGACGUUUCCCGGAAGCGAGGAAAGGCUUCAGUCAGAGCGCGCUCAAAUCCCUUGAGAUUCUCAUGUGA